GAAAGACCAAAUAACUAGUUAAGAAGGCAGUUGGUAACUUCGGGAAGGGGUUGUUUGAAUGAGCUGGGAUUGUAGAGUGGCAAAAGCAAGCUAGCAAAGCACGGAGUAAGCAGAAAGGGACUGUGGGUAUUUGGAAACCUGCAGUGGCUUUGAGAAAAAAAAGAAACGACGUAGACAUGGUGCAGCAAAUUGAACACAGCGAGGCGGAGAGUAACAUGUCCAGAGAAGCUACAGACACUGAGGAAAGCGAACUGAUGGCGUGCAGCCCGGUGCCACUGAAACCGGUGAAAGCCGACUGGUGCAAGACGGCCACCGGUCACAUCAAACGACCCAUGAAUGCAUUCAUGGUGUGGUCGAAAGUCGAGAGGAGAAAGAUUAUGGAACAGUCUCCAGACAUGCACAACGCGGAAAUCUCCAAAAGACUGGGCAAACGUUGGAAAUUGCUGAAAGACUGCGAGAAGAUCCCGUUCAUCAGGGAAGCCGAGAGGCUCCGGCUACAGCACAUGGCUGAUUACCCCGACUACAAGUACCGACCCAAGAAGAAACCAAAGCUCGACAAUUCCACCAAACCAGCGGCGCAGUCACCGGAGAAGAUCACUGUCAGACCUGUAAAGGCUCCCAGCAAGAAAUUCACCAAAUUGAAAACGACCAAGGCGGUGACAACGAGACCGUCUCACGACCCUCGUUUCGAUUACGUUUAUACCAGCUUUAAAACUACUAGCAAGUCCGUAAAAAGGGAAUAUACUGACGACGAGGAUGAUGACGACGACGAAGAGGAGGACUACUUGGAGGAACUGUCCUCUCGGAUUAAAGUGGAAGAGGACGAGGAGGCGAUUCCGUACAACAUUGCCAAAGUUCCCGCGAGCCCCACUCUGAGCUCCACUGCGGAGUCUGAGGGCGCGAGCAUGUACGAUGAGUCCCGGAAUGCGAACACAGUUCCCAACCAGAGACUGUUCUACAAUUUCAAGAACAUUACCAAGCAGCAGAGCACACACUGUCCUGCUUCUCUCUCACCAGCAUCUUCAUUCAGGUCGGUGUCCACCUCGUCCAGUUCUAGCGAGGACGCGGAUGACUUAUUGGUUGACUUCAGUUUAAAUUUAGCCUCCGGUGCCCACGCAGCGGAGCUCGGGAACUCAAAUUCAGGAAAUCUGUCCCUUUCCUUGGUGGAUAAGGACUUGGACUCUUUCAGUGAAGGCAGCCUCGGUUCUACUUUGAAUUCCCAGACUAUUGCACCCCCGAGUUGAGCGAAAUGAUCGCAGGGGAUUGGCUUGAGGCGAACUUCUCAGAUUUAGUAUUUACUUACUAGCUAAAUACAUAUGGAAUCAUUCUCUGAUGGUAGCACUGCGGGGACCGCGUUAUCAUCUGUUCCUUUGCUGCGGUGUGGUUACCAUGGCAGGAAGGACAGUCUUCUAUGAACUGAAACGAGAUUCAUUACAACUUGGUACCACUGCAAAAAAGUGACAUUUGUCACCAUGACAGGGUUUUAUGGAUUUUCCUCGGGUCUGCAGUGAAACUGCUCACAUUUCAAUGUGGGUCACCGAGUAGAAUCUGAACUAUGCAUUCCCAUCCCACUUGUAACCACUUGGGUAAAAAAAAAAACGGCUGGGCUGAUUCGAGGCAAAAUCUGCAACACUGUUCAUUCAGGAUGUUCAACUUUUCAAAAAAAACUAAACGAUUUUAUGUGAUUUUCUGUAUUCCACACAACUGUUUAUUUUUCUUAUCUGUUCCGAAUCUCUCCUGGUAUGGAAAUGAGUAGGCUAAACCCGCUAUAGGACACAUGGCAGCAAGCAGCAUUUUGAUACAUAACCAACAUACCUCAUCUUUUUAAAAAAAAAAGUAAGAUAUUUUCAGGCAUAUUUUUGUACAGUUAAAUUAAGGGAAUGUUCUUACUGUGCUUUCAGUGAGUAUUUUUUGGGGGCACUUCUACCCGGUUUCAUUUUCGUUUAGCUUGCAAGGAUGAAACACAUCAACUUGCAUCUAAAUGCCUUGCGAAUAUUUUAAGCUAGGGUAUAUAUGUACAGAAGAACUAGAUCAGAUUUGAAACGUUUAAGCAUAAGGAGUUGAAGAAUAUAGACCUCAUUGCUGGUACUAGGUUCAAGAUUGUAUAUGUUCUGUAAAAUAGUAAAGUUAGGAGUUUAUGUAUAUCGGUGUGAAUGGGUCUCAGAUAGCAGGUGUGAAACUGGAUGUUCUUUUUGCAUUUUAUCAUCUUAAUGGCACAUAUUGUUUUCUUCAUUAUUUUGUGCAAUAUAGGCUACUCUUAAAUGGACCAUCUGCGUUUUUUGUAGCAAAUUAAAUACGUUACUUGUCGUCAUGCCGAAGUCUGUAUCUUGACAACUGAAUAAAUCAGCAGGAACUGAUUCAA
Molecule: messenger RNA, 2362 nt
Organism: Esox lucius (northern pike)
Lineage: Eukaryota; Metazoa; Chordata; Actinopteri; Esociformes; Esocidae
Product: transcription factor SOX-11
Biological process (GO): anatomical structure morphogenesis; negative regulation of transcription by RNA polymerase II; positive regulation of transcription by RNA polymerase II
Molecular function (GO): DNA-binding transcription activator activity, RNA polymerase II-specific; RNA polymerase II cis-regulatory region sequence-specific DNA binding
Source: RefSeq, a predicted model, not a curated record